This is a messenger RNA of Mycena citricolor, 709 nucleotides long. Lineage: Eukaryota; Fungi; Basidiomycota; Agaricomycetes; Agaricales; Mycenaceae. The record is from the annotation of a GenBank genome assembly.
UGCGGUUAUCCUCGCAAUUCCACUGCACCUGCAUCGAACUAUCCAAACCCACAGACGUAUUCGCGAUGAGUUUACAGGUCGAACCCGAACGGAGUGGAUAUUCCGAGUCAAGAUACCGAAGAUGGCUUGAGCUUGCCCUCGCUCUCUUCGGCUGCGUGCGCUCGGCAGCGGCUGCUUCCCUCCACGGACUCCGGAUCACAGAGUCCGUUACAAGAGACCGUGUCACACACACACACACACACACACUCGGCAAGUUUAUUUUUCUGUGACGGCUCUUCUGGAGCGGUAAAGCCAAAGCGGUCGUUACGGUGUGGUGCAUCUGGAGAUCGAGCGCUAACGAAGGCCGACGUUACUGCAAUCACUUUCGAGAAACUCAAGGAAGCAGUGGGUGCAGCGCGAACGCCAGCGACCGGCGUGGAGUGGACGUAAAGCUUGCUUGUGCUUGCUUCGCCGCGUCCGGACUGGCUGGCAUCUUACUCGGCUACCAGCAGCUUGGAUUGCGUGCGUGCAGUAAGUAUCCGGGGCAGCGACAGAUUCCGUGGGACACCGGAGGUAGAUACAGGAGGUGGGCAAAGGAAUCGAUUUCCGAGCCUUACCUUUCGGGGUGCAUCGCCAGAGCAGGGGGCCAUGGCAUCAGACGCGCACGGACGGCGAUCAAAAUAGAACGCAGGGAGGGUUCGGAAGAUGGAUGUUGCGAUGUGGGUGGUCG